GUAAACCUACAGACCCAUCCAAACCGCUGCGACACUCGUGACUGGCACCAUAUGAACAUGGUUCAGCUGAAAGACUCUAAAGCCACCAGGUACUCUGCUGGUAGACUGAGCACUGAUUCAAUGAGACUGAUGCAAGAUAAGGAUCAAUUGACUUACCAGAUGCAAGAAGACAGUAGAAGAAACCUGGGAGAGAGGAUCUCCAACAUUGAUUUCUGGAGAUCUGAGCUUAUCUAUGAGCUAGGGCGUUUGCUGAAAGAGACCCAGGCCUUGGAAACAGCAAAGCAGCAUCUUCAAUGUGCUGCAGAUGAAAUGCAAGGACCACUGAAGUUAGGUUUGACAUAGCUAAUGGCCUGUAAGAAGUGGCAGGGUAUAGACUUAGUUUAUAAUGAUGUGGAAAAGAACCUCAUAAAGGAGGUUGGUAUACUCAAGGACUGUCAAGAAACAUUGACAAAACUUGCACAGAAAAAUCACAUCACCAGAGAUGCACAGCAUGCCCUGGAGCAAGAUCUUUCUGACAAAAACUCAGCCCAUUUUAUUGAUGAGAGGUGCUUUACCCUGAGGAACACAUCGGACAGCAUCAACUUUUACCAUGGAGUGGAGAAAGCAGAUGGGACUGUUUCAGUUCCUGCAACAUGGGCUAAAUUCAGUGAAGACAGUAUCAGGUGCUUUCAACAUGCCAGGGCCAACUCUAUCAAGCUCCAAGAGGAUGCAGAGGUUGGACUGGAGAGCACACCUGAGGAGACAUGGAAUAAUUUCAUCAGUUCCAACCUGGCCUUUAAUAAUCCAAUUGCUGAAGUAGGUGAUGCAAAGAACAAACUCCAAGCACAACUGGCCAAGAUACUUCAGAAAGUCUUCCAGACAGAAGAUACAAUCAUGUUACUGGAGAGAUCCAUACAGGCAAAGAAGCACCCACCGAGAGUGGUUCAGACGCUGCUGGAGGGAAGAACUAAACAACUCAAUACAGAACUUUGCUGUGAAGCACUUCAGUUUCAGCUUGUCACUGAAGUUUGCGCUAUAGAUGACACCUUACAGACCUUAAAGCUAUGUCUUCAAGAAGCCCAUGAUACUCUGCAGAUGCUGAUCCUCAACAAAGCAAAGCUGGAACAUGAGAUUUCUGUGAAGGCAAACUCCUCCUUUGUUGACAAGAAGUGUACAGACACUUGCAAAGUCUUCCCCAGCACCCCGUGGCUCGUUGGCUACACUUGA
Messenger RNA from Tauraco erythrolophus (red-crested turaco), 1206 nucleotides. Lineage: Eukaryota; Metazoa; Chordata; Aves; Musophagiformes; Musophagidae. The record is from RefSeq and is a predicted model, not a curated record.